AUGCAGAUUUGGUACGUACCUGCCAUAGUUUUACCCAGUCAAGACGACGUUGUAUUAACUUGUAAGCUCGCAGAUAAGGCAACACUAAGAGGUACCUACCGCUACUCCGAUGGCCCGGAGCGGCAACGCCCGGCCCAUCUUGUCGUUGGAUCUUUCAAAUCAUCCAACCAAGACACCCGGUCAGCUGAUGUCUUGCCUGGUAGGCUAGGGCAUCAUGUCCGAACGAGCCGAGCCGCCUUUCUUCAUCUCAUCGCCGCUCGGAUCUACCGUAUCUACGAUUAGAAAUUAGGGCCCUUACAUUUUGCAUCUUAUCUAACUGGCGACCUCGUACCACCGGGACGCCGGUUGAGUAAAUCCGCUACUUUUCUCAACGCCAGAGGACGAGACUCACGUUUAC
This is a messenger RNA of Pyricularia oryzae 70-15, 397 nucleotides long. RefSeq lists its product as uncharacterized. NCBI's taxonomy places the organism in Eukaryota, Fungi, Ascomycota, Sordariomycetes, Magnaporthales, Pyriculariaceae. The record is from RefSeq and is a predicted model, not a curated record. The transcript is spliced from 6 exons. Bases 1 to 282 code for a protein of 93 amino acids.